GAGGAGAGAGUGAGAGAGGGCUCGCUAUCCAGUUCGCAGACUAAGCAGAAGAAAGAUCAAAAAACAGAAAAGAGGGGACGAGCAAACAGGCGCUUUCAAGAACAAUCCCUUCAUCUCCAAGCGGACUGCGGUCUAGGGAUCCAAAUUCAGUGCCCACCGAAGACAAAGGCGCCCCAAGGGAGUGGCGGCACGACCCCAGGGCUUGGGCCCCACCGCGGAGCCCGCACCGCUGGCUGCCGGGACGGUCGCGGACCAUGUCUCCAGCCCCACGGCCCACCGGCGGUCUGCUGCUCCCCCUGCUCACGCUCGCCACCGCGCUCGCCUCCCUCAGCUCGGCCCAAAGCAGCUUCAGCCCCGAAGCCUGGCUGCAGCAGUAUGGGUACCUGCCCCCAGGGGAUCUGCGAACGCACACACAGCGCUCACCCCAGUCACUCUCAGCUGCUAUUGCUGCCAUGCAGAGGUUCUACGGUCUGCGAGUGACGGGCAAGGCAGAUGCAGACACCAUGAAGGCCAUGAAGCGACCCCGCUGUGGUGUUCCUGAUAAGUUUGGAGCCGAGAUCAAGGCCAAUGUUCGAAGGAAGCGCUAUGCCAUCCAGGGCCUCAAAUGGCAGCAUAAUGAGAUCACUUUUUGCAUCCAGAAUUACACCCCCAAGGUGGGAGAGUAUGCCACAUUCGAGGCCAUUCGCAAGGCAUUCCGCGUGUGGGAGAGCGCCACACCACUUCGUUUCCGAGAGGUACCCUAUGCCUAUAUCCGAGAGGGCCAUGAGAAGCAGGCGGACAUCAUGAUCUUCUUCGCUGAGGGUUUCCAUGGUGACAGCACGCCUUUUGAUGGCGAGGGUGGCUUCCUAGCACAUGCCUAUUUCCCGGGCCCCAACAUCGGAGGGGACACCCACUUUGACUCUGCCGAGCCCUGGACUGUCAGGAAUGAGGAUCUGAAUGGGAAUGACAUCUUUCUGGUGGCUGUGCAUGAGCUGGGCCACGCCCUGGGCCUUGAGCAUUCCAAUGAUCCCUCAGCCAUCAUGGCACCCUUUUACCAGUGGAUGGACACAGAGAAUUUCGUGCUGCCCGAUGACGACCGCCGGGGCAUCCAGCAACUGUACGGGAGUGAGUCAGGGUCCCCCACCAAGAUGCCCCCUCAACCCAGGACUACCUCCAGGCCCUCUGUCCCUGAUAAGCCCAAAAACCCCACCUAUGGGCCCAACAUCUGUGACGGGAACUUUGACACCGUGGCCGUGCUCCGAGGGGAGAUGUUUGUCUUCAAGGAACGCUGGUUCUGGAGGGUGAGGAAUAACCAGGUGAUGGAUGGAUACCCUAUGCCCAUUGGCCAGUUCUGGCGGGGCCUGCCUGCAUCCAUCAACACUGCCUACGAGAGGAAGGAUGGCAAGUUUGUCUUCUUCAAAGGAGACAAGCACUGGGUGUUUGACGAAGCUUCUCUAGAACCCGGCUACCCCAAGCACAUCAAGGAGCUGGGCCGAGGACUGCCUACUGACAAAAUCGAUGCUGCUCUCUUCUGGAUGCCCAAUGGAAAGACCUACUUCUUCCGGGGAAACAAGUACUACCGUUUCAACGAGGAGCUCAGGGCAGUGGACAGCGAGUACCCCAAAAACAUCAAGGUCUGGGAAGGAAUCCCUGAGUCUCCCAGAGGGUCAUUCAUGGGCAGCGAUGAAGUCUUCACUUACUUCUACAAGGGCAACAAAUACUGGAAAUUCAACAACCAGAAGCUGAAGGUAGAGCCAGGCUACCCCAAGUCCGCCCUGCGGGACUGGAUGGGCUGCCCCUCGUCAGGGGGCCGGCCGGAUGAGGGAACUGAGGAGGAGACCGAGGUGAUCAUCAUCGAGGUGGACGAAGAGGGUGGCGGGGCAGUGAGCGCGGCUGCCGUGGUGCUGCCCGUGCUGCUGCUGCUCCUGGUGCUGGCCGUGGGCCUCGCCGUCUUCUUCUUCAGGCGCCACGGGACCCCUAAACGACUGCUCUAUUGCCAGCGUUCCCUGCUGGACAAGGUCUGACCCCCACUGCCGCCCGCCCACUCCUACCACGAGGACUUUGCCCCUGAAGGCCAGUGGCAGCAGGUGGUGGUGGGUGGGCUGCUCCCACCUGUCCCGAGCCCCCUCCCUACCCGCCCCGCACUUCCUUUCUUUUCUGUCCCACGACUGCCUCUCUCAACCUCAACCCUGGCAUUGCUUCUUCCCUAGGUGGGUCCCCUGGGGGCUGAUCAGGGGAGGCCCCUUCCAGCCCCUGCCCCCCCACCCUAAGGGGCCUCUGUAGCUUGGUGUGUGUCCAGCCCCAUCUGAAUGUCUUGGCUCUGCACUUGAAGGCAGGACCCUCGGACCUCGCUGGCAAAGGUCAAACGGGGUCAUCUGCUCCUUUUCCAUCCCCUGAUGUACCUUUAACCUCUGAACUCUGACCUCAUGAGGCUCUGGGCAUUCCAGCCCCACAAGCCCCCCAGAAGCACCCUAUUUACAGCCUCCUACCACUCUUUCUGGCUAAAAGGAAUCUAAUCUUGCUGUUUGGGGGAGACCCUGAGAGUAGGAGCAGGUAGGGGUACACAGCUACCCUAAGACCUUGAGAGGAAAGCUCAGGGUCAGUCCUCUCCACAAAGGUCUGCCUCUGCCGCACCUGGCCCCCAGAACUUCCCCAGAAGGAGCCUGAGCCAUUAAGGGGCUGUAGAAACCCUUGGCGGCCCUACCUCCACAAACGUUAGCCUCGGCUGGGGAUGUCAAGGUUAGAACUGAGACUGGAGGUGUGGCUACCGUGGUGGUGUGGGGCCAAGGAGAGAAACUGUCUGGAGCCCUGGGGGUUAGCCUGAAGGCCACAGAGAAAGAAUCUUGCUCAAAUGCAGGCAGCUGGAGUAGGGACCAAGGGGCAGAGCAGUCAGAGGGGACAG
Hyaena hyaena (striped hyena) is the source of this 2881-nucleotide messenger RNA. RefSeq names its product matrix metallopeptidase 14 (gene MMP14). Gene Ontology annotation, cellular component: extracellular matrix. Gene Ontology annotation, molecular function: zinc ion binding; metalloendopeptidase activity. Bases 255 to 2003 code for a protein of 582 amino acids. Lineage: Eukaryota; Metazoa; Chordata; Mammalia; Carnivora; Hyaenidae. Gene Ontology annotation, biological process: collagen catabolic process; skeletal system development; zymogen activation. The record is from RefSeq and is a predicted model, not a curated record. The transcript has 10 exons.